UAUCAUUGCAGAAAAAUGCCAAACUCUGCUAUCAGAAAGUGUGCUCGUGUGCAGUUGAUUAAGAAUGGAAAAAAGAUUGCUGCUUUCGUGCCCAAUGAUGGUUGUUUGAACUUCAUUGAGGAAAAUGAUGAGGUGUUGAUUGCUGGAUUUGGUCGUAAAGGACAUGCUGUGGGAGAUAUUCCUGGAGUCCGAUUUAAGGUUGUCAAGGUUGCUGGUGUCUCUCUUCUAGCUCUGUUCAAGGAAAAGAAGGAAAAACCCAGGUCCUAGGUUAAGGUUGUUGGUUUUGUCUUAAAUUUUGCCUACUCAAAUGAAACUUGUACCGUCUUGAAAUGAAUACUGAGCAUCCUUAAAAAGAGACACCC
This is a messenger RNA of Chenopodium quinoa (quinoa), 362 nucleotides long. Its product is annotated as 40S ribosomal protein S23-2. The transcript has 2 exons. Gene Ontology annotation, biological process: translation. The record is from RefSeq and is a predicted model, not a curated record. NCBI's taxonomy places the organism in Eukaryota, Viridiplantae, Streptophyta, Magnoliopsida, Caryophyllales, Amaranthaceae. Gene Ontology annotation, cellular component: cytosolic small ribosomal subunit; ribosome. Gene Ontology annotation, molecular function: structural constituent of ribosome. Bases 16 to 267 code for a protein of 83 amino acids.